Molecule: messenger RNA, 6356 nt
Organism: Boleophthalmus pectinirostris (great blue-spotted mudskipper)
Lineage: Eukaryota; Metazoa; Chordata; Actinopteri; Gobiiformes; Gobiidae
Gene: smchd1
Product: structural maintenance of chromosomes flexible hinge domain containing 1
Biological process (GO): double-strand break repair; chromosome organization
Cellular component (GO): chromosome
Molecular function (GO): protein binding; ATP binding
Source: RefSeq, a predicted model, not a curated record
UGACAACGACACGCCCACCUAGUCACUAGCUGUUUUCUGAGAAAUCGAAAGCUGUACUCAAACAAAAGACGUCUAUGGUGGUACUGUGUCGGUAAUUUUAAAUUUGGUUUUGGUUGGAUAGUUAUUAUCCGUAGAGAAAGCUUGCGUAAUAAAGUGUUCCGCUGCAAGUCCGACGAGUGCUGCAGACAUUUGCGAGAUUAUACGCAGAAGAAUGAGCUAUGAUCGAGGCGAAGUUCUUAAUGCUAGCUGAGAAAGUUGGCUUCUGUGACUGACGCGAUGCAGUCCAAUCUCUCCCGACGAGUGUGCGUUUAUGACCGCCGAUUUGAGGGCAGCAAACGAAAAGAAGAAUGGCUGGUUACGAGUGAUCUGGAUUUUAAGAGCUUUCUUCGCAUUCUGUCUGAGACAUUUUCAGUUCCACUCCAUGAAGCGUUUGUUUUGGUCACUACAGAGAGGACAGUUCUUGAUGCAGAAAAAUACUCGCAAUUACAAGAUGGUGCCACUCUAUACUUGAUGCAGAGAGAGGACCAAACACUAGAGGUGCCCACAGAAGAGCUUAUUUAUUUUACUCCUCAUCACGAUACUGUGGUGGAGAGUGGCACAUAUAAAUAUUACGACAGUGAGGGCAAGAAAGCUCUCCCAUAUGCCCUGGCUGAUCUGGUCGACAACUCACUUUCUGCCACAGUCAAUAAUGCUGCAGGGCGAACAAUAGAAAUACGAAUGCUUUUUGAUGAAAGCUAUGGAAAACCUGCUGUCAUUGUGUGGGAUAAUGGAUGUGGUAUGACUUCUAAACAACUCAACAACUGGGCAGUGUACAAGCUCUCCAAAUUUAACAAGGAAAAUGGCAGAUUUGCAAGUGAUCAAGGCAAUUACUCUCGUCCUGGACAUGUUUGUCGAAGUCUGAACAGCGACAUAUCCUACUUUGGAGUAGGAGGAAAACAGGCAGCUUUCUAUAUUGGGAAGACAACCAGGGUCAUCAGUAAAUCUUCCAGCUCCCCUGAUGUGCAUGAACUUAUUCUGUCCAAAGCAUUAUUUGAGAAAAAGGAAAAGAACAAAGAAGACACUUACAGCACAACCAUCUAUAAUCGUAAACCUGGUGAGUCCUCACACAUUACUAAAACUGUGGACCGUUUCCUGCGUGACCUCAUCACAGAAGAAUAUGAUCACCAGAGCUUCACUGCUGUUGUUAUUACUGAUGUCGUGAAAGAGCACAUCACUUUUCUCAAGGAGAAUUUUGAAGUGUGGACGAGGCAGCUUGCACACAUAUACCACUAUUAUUUACAUGGACCCAAUGGGAAUAUUCAAGGAGCAGUACCAAAAUCAAGCACUCUAGAUUCUGAACAAAUCUCCAAAAUCAACAUUCUGGUCACUCUCAAGACAAAAAAGAGUUCUUGUGUAGUUAAUCUCAGAGACAUUGGAACAGACCUACAGAGCUUGUACAUAAAGGCUGCUGUUUCUACAUUUGAGUUCAGAGCUUGUACUAACCCAGAGGCAGGUAUCGUGGAGGGGAUACUACGGUACCACCCCUUCCUAUACGACAAGGAGACAUACCCUAAAGACCCUGAUGCCCAGGAUGCUCCUGAUGUCCUGCAUGGAGAUGUUGAAGAAAAUGAGUAUAAUACUGACAUCAAUGCCCAAAAGCAAAAGAAGCCGGUCUUUGAAUGCUAUUGGAAUGGACGUCUUAUUCCAUACACAACAGUGCAAGACUUUGAUUGGUGCAGCCAGCCUUCUAAAGGAUCCAAAGUACCGAUUGAGUGUUACAAUCGCUUCUCUGGUGUGCUCUUCACAGAUGACACAUUUAAAGUCACUGAGAAUAAACUUACCUUCAUAGACCUGGAGCAGAAACUCAAAAACAAAGACACAAUAUUCACGGUUGUUUUGAAGGGACAGAAUCAAAGAACUAACCUCCAAAAAGAGUUUAGUCAGUGGCUACAAUCCUGUCAUGAAAAAUUUGACAAACAAGUGAAGUUUAUGAACUACCAGGGCACAAUCUCACGGAAUGAUAUACCAACCAAGAGGAACCAGUUUCCAUGGACCACAUUCUCGAAAAUAGAAUGGGAUGGCAAAAUUUACCAGGCGGGCGAUUAUAUCAAGUCUCUAAAAACCGCUCCUAUUUACAAUGGUAAAGUGAAUCGCUUUCUGUUGUUUGGAACACAUGAUCAUGAGGGACAUGUGUACGGUCCUGGAGGUCAGGUGGAAAUUAAUUUGGAGCCCAAAGGACUUUAUGAUAAAGCAAAAAUCAUACCUCUGUCCAAAAUUGACAGUAAUGCGACUGAUGAAGAAAUCAAGAAAAGCAUUAACAAUGAUUCUGCAAAGCUUCCAGACAAACUUGAGGUGACAUGGCCUAAGGGCAACCCAUGGCCAGACAACGCAACCUGUCCAGCUGGAACUGUGUUAGGACCAAUAAAUGUAAAGAUUCUGAAUAAGAAGGGGGAUUCUAUGUCCUGCCUGCCGUCCGUGGGUCGUGGAGUGUUAAAAAAACUGUCAGUUGUGCUCAGACUAGUGCAUCAUGUUCCUAAGGGAGAUCAAGAGAUUUUAGCAGUGGAAGCUGACCAUUCACCAAAGUGGAAUUUUUGGUUUAAAGAGAUCGGGAACAUUUUGGCACUGGGAAAAUAUACAUUGCAUUUAAUUACCAUUCAAACUGAGACCAAAGCCAAUGAAUUUGGAGAAAGACGUCUUCCACAUUUUAAACUUAGGUUUACCAUCAAAGAGGAUGUGGCAAAUCAAUUUGAUGUGGCCGCAAUUGGCUCAACCCUUCGUAUUGGAGUGCCUUUUAACAUCUCUUUGAGGUUUAAGGACAGACACGGUCAUGCUGUUGAACCUCCCCCAGAUUUGAAACCUACACUUCAGUGCAGCGGUUUGGAUGUUACGUAUGAACAAGUGGAAUGUAGAAACAUCAUGUAUAUUAAAAAUGUCAAAGUAAAAGGAAAAGUCAGGAAUCAUCUAGAGCCAAAUCUGCAUGACCUAAAGGUGACAAUAGAUGGUCUCAGAGAGCACUCCAAAACAGUGACGAUUACUGUACUUCCUGGUAACCCACACUCCAUCCAAGUAAUUCCCAAAGAGAACCCAGUCGAGGUGGAGAAUGGCAGUACAAUUAAAUGGAGUGUUAUGGUUCAAGAUGAGGAUGGAAACCCCACUGCAACACCCAAAAUGACUGCUCGAUGCGUUGUUCCACAUCAGCCACCAGCCAACAUAAACUGCAUGGCUGGAAUUGGUGAAUAUGUGAGUAAACCCAUCAAUUUGUCACUUACCCACGGAAAGCCACAAAGCCUUCAAGUUCGAUUCAGUGUUCCUAGUCAAAAGGGUAUAGAGGAAGUCACACGUGAGGUGCUUGUACUGCCCAGUAAAAGAGUCAUUCGUAUCAAGAUCUAUGAAAAGGAUGCGUGUCUUGAACUGAAAAACAACGAGAAAAUCGACUGGAUGGCUGGUGCUGUGUUGGGAAACCUGUACUUCAUGCUUUACGAUGAGGGUGAUAGAGAGGUUCCUAUCACGGCUGAGGUGGCUUCAAAGAUCAAGGCUAACUGGACUGGGAACAUCGAUCAGAAAGAACUGAUGAAAGGCAAGCUCCCUGAUGUUACAGUACCAACCAAAGCUCAUGCCGAUCAGUUUUACCAAGUGUCAUACCAAGACCAGAGUGUUACCGCCUCCUUUAUCAUUGUGCCUAUUCCUGAUGUGCCUGCAGGAUUAAAAGUAAUUCUCCCAAAAUGCAUAGCAAGACUUGGGGAAAUGUUGCCUGGAAACAUAAUCUUAGAGCUUGUGGACCGAUAUGAUAAUGUUACAAAGACAUUGAAACCAUCCUGCGUAAAUGAAAUAAUCGUAGAGGGUGAGGAUCUGGACCAAAAAGCUUUAAAAUUAAAGUUUGAGGAGAGUAGCUGUUCAGUUGUAGUGACUGGUGUGCGCUUCAUCUCUGGGACUCCUGGUUCCAGGGAGAUGAGUUUUACCUUUGGAGAUUUUACAUACCGUACCAGACUCAAAGUGGCUGCAGGAAUUCCUGCAAAGCUUACUCUUAUCAGUGGACAGGCCCAGUUUAUGAAUGUUUUGAAUGGUCAUGGCAUUCCCACACCAUUUGUUAUCCAAUUGUGUGACCAGUGGGAUAAUCCCUCUCCAGAUCAGAGGGUUGUGGUAAAAAUAUUGGCCUCAUCAGAAUUAAAUAUGAGUAUAAAUGUAUCGUCACAGCCUGUGAAUGCAGAAGGACAGGCUUCUUUCACUGUGACUUGUGUGAGUGGACCAAAGGGAUCGUAUGCGCUGAACUUUAAAGGAAUCUUUAAAAAGGAACCGAUACCUGGACCAUCUGUAAAUCUGACUGUCCUCCCUGAUCCUAAUAAACCUGUCAGCUUAGAGGUGGAGUAUGACAAAAGGGCCACUUUUAUCGCUGGCGAGUUGCUUCCUGCAUUUUUAGUGACUGUUAUGUCAGAUGAAGGCAGGCCAAUCAUAACCCGACAAGCUGUGUCUAUGCAAUAUUGGAAGGGAGACUCAAGAAACCCAGGCUCAAAUACACCAAUUGAAUUUCAGUGUUGUGAGCCCAAGGAGAAUGAAAAGAAGGACAUUUUUUAUUUCAGAGAAAAGCCUGUCCCUGAACAUGUUGGGAAAUAUACUAUCCAGUUCUUCUUACAUGACCCUAAAAAUAAAAUAACAUUGUGUAGUGAUCCGAUUCUUGUAAAUGUAGUGGCAAAUAGGCCGAUGAAGUUGGCUCCUGAAAAUCCACCUCCAACACAAGUUGUAUCUUAUAGUGAAGACAUCGCCAAAAGAAUGUUGGUGGAGAACAUGACUCUGAUGAUAAUGGAUCAGUAUGGCAACCCAGCAGGUCAAGGACUGAAUGGGGUUGUUAAGAUCUCUAUAGAAAACUUGAACAGUGCAAGCAGAGAGAAUGUUCCGUUAUUUGAAGAUAAAAGCAUUAAUUGUAGAAUUAAGCUAGAGAAUGGAAAGGCUCAUGUUUCUAAUCUUGCCAUAAUGAAAAAAAGUCCUGGGGUACAUGGGGUCACAUAUAUGGUCCUCUUCAGACCUGAGAUUUCCCCAAGAAUUCCUGGGAGUCUAGAUUCUUAUGAGUUUCACUUCAGCUUUUCCAAUGAUGAAGAGAACCAGAAAAUACAUGUGGCAUUAUGCAGAAAAAGGGAUGCAGUCAAAGACGCUAUUAUCCAAAUUAAAAAACGACAGACACAGCACACGAAACUUAUGGAAGAGUACGAUGGUUUAUUAAAAAAAUUAUCUGAGAAUGAGGCAAACCUGCGAAAUAAACUCAGAAAUGAAUGGAAUGAGGACUUAACAGAAAAUACAUCUAUUGAGAUGGUUGACAGAAUCCUACAUGAAAAGCAGCUUGAAGCCAGAAGCAUUUGGAACACACCCAGAAGAACUUGCAAAAUACCGUGUUACAGUAAAGGACCAGAUGUUAUAGGAAAGGUUGGUCACUUGGCAUAUGUGAUGGAUGAUUUUGAAGCCUGGGUGAUCUCAUGGCACAUCAGAGGUGACAUGGACUGCAUUGUCACCACGACAUAUGCAGCUGCAAAGGAAAUCCUUAGGCUCACCAAUGGCAAGCAGCAGAUUUUGCCCAUCGAAGGAAUUAACCCCUCUUAUAAACGCCCCCUCUUACCAUUACCCCAUAUACAAAAUGGUCGGGUACUUUUUGCUCCAAGGGGAAAUCCACGGUAUGCGGCAGACGUUCUGAUUUACCCAGACAACCGCGCAGACUGUGAGAUUGUAUUUAGGACCCUCCUGGGGAGGACCAUCUUGAUUGAUGACCUAGACUCUGCAAACCAUUACAGACAGUCUGUGGUGAGAUGCAAUGUGAUGUGCCCCACCAUCCUCACCAAACAAGGGGAGAGGGUCAGUGCCAGUGGAAAGUUUGGGGGUGCACAGAAUAAAGCUCCACCCAUGCACCAGUUGGAGAUCUUUGGGGCCCCCCUACCUGAGCAUUUCUCAAGCCUUCAAAAAAAUAUAGAGCAUCUCAAACAGUACAGAGUAGCUCUUGAAAAAAAGCUUCAACAGAUAAAGGAACAGAAUGACACAUUUAGUAUUUUGGAGCCUAAAAUCAAGAAGAAUAGGGAGUCUUUGGGGAUUAUGGACAAACAACUGCAAGAGAUUGAAAUACAACUUGCAACCCCACUCAAAAGGGUUCAUGACAGCGGUGGUGAAACGUCGGGCAUUACUACCAAACGAGCAAAACUGGGAUCAAAAUAAUCCCAUUAAAAUGCCAAAUUACUGUGAAAAAAGACCAUAUAAUGUGGGUACAUUGCAUUAUUGUUUUUGUUUUGUUUUGUUUUUACAGUGCUAGAGUUUUAAAUAUUUUUACUGCACACUUUUUUGUAUAAGUAAGUAUAUAUUGGUUUGUUUUAACAAUUAUUAAAAUCGAAAACAAGCAAUAA